AUGCCUGCCGCCAAGAAAUUAGAGAGGCGGGAAACCGCCUCUGGUGGCCUCUGUUCGGCCGUUCCAAUCCAAUCCAAUCCCGCGCGCGGCGCCCCUCCUCGCGGCCCUUCUUCUUCCCCCGAUUCGGAAACCCUAGUUCCCUCGAUUGUAGAACCUUCCUCUUCCCCUCGAUUCGGAGAACUCUAGGCGCGGAGGGUUCUAGAACCUUCUGGCGCGGGAGGAUGGCGGGAGGGGCCGUGGACCAGUCGCUGCUCGACCUGCUGCCCCAGAUCCACGCCCUCUUCUCCGACCCGCUUCGCGUGAUUUCGUAUAAAUGGCUUAGUCGGAACUUCUCUGUAUCAUCAAAUGAUGCCAAGAGGUUGCUUCAGGAGUUUGUCGACAAAAAUGGAGCCGACCUCCAAGUGAUUUACAGUGUGUCAGGGUGGCUGAAGAAUAAUCCCCAAAAUUAUUGUGUAAAGCUCACUUCAGGCCCAAAACUUGAAGAAGCAAGACAAGCAUUCAAAGAUUCUUGUUCGGUUCAGGUCUACAGUAUCCAGGCAUCUAUUCCAAAAGAUACUGCGGUACUAUGGAAUCCUGAAUUUGUUCAGGCAGAAGAGCUUUUCAACCAACCUUUUGAUGAAGAGAACUGUUUGAGAGAUAAUAGAUUUUGUGGUGUUUUCAAUUCUUUUGUCAAGCGAACAUCCAGUGGGAAGCAUGUGAGCUCAUUGCCACCAAAGCCUGUAAAUGGUGCUGCGGUAGCUGCACAGUCAAAACCUAGUGUUACCCCAAAGGAGCAGUCUGUUACUGCUCGGCAGCAGGAUUUGCCUGGAGUGUCUAGUCUAAAGCAGGGAGCAGGCAAUAAGUCUGAGAAGGAUAGUUUCACAGUAUUAGAUAAAGCUGCCAAUGCUCCUGUUUCCAAAGAACCAUCAAUUGUUGCCCAUGCAAACAAAAAUAAAGCUCAGAAUGGCAAGGCCAUGCCUGGUAAUGGUGGAUCGCUGGCUAACAUGUGGGGCCGUGCAUCAGCAAAACCGAAGCCUCCAGCUACCACUAAUCCUGCAGCUGUAGCAAGUGUUGCAGCUACUGCUGAUGCACAAAUAUGUGCAAAGGAAGAAGCAGAUGCUGAUAGCAGUGAUGACGAACAGGGACUAAAGUACAGGAGGGGCUCUGGCAAUGCAAGUAACAGAAAGAGAAGAGCAGUUUUUGAUUUUUCAGAUGAUGAGGAAGAUGACAAUAUUGUAAGCAUUGCAUCUCCUGAGCUACCAAAACCGCAAGCCCCAGACCCUGUUACCCAAACUGCUGAAGACACUGAAGCAGAUCAAAAGAACAUGGAAAAUAAAGAAGAUAUACCAAGCAAUGUGAAAGGUUGCUCAAGGGGGUUGGAUUUUGAGUUAACUUCAGAAUGUAAAAGUAAAAGUGUCAAUACUAUAAAUUAUUCUGGGAUUACUUUAAAAGAAAAGAGCAGUGAUCCUCCAAUCAAUGACAAUAAGCAGGAUUCCACAGCUGAGCCUGCUUCCACCUCACCGAAGAGAAGAAAGGUUUUGAAGACACGUAUAGAUGAGCGAGGAAGGGAAGUUACUGAGGUUGUCUGGGAGGGUGAAGCUUCUGCUGGUGACAAGACAGAGAAGAAUGCGAACACUACUACUGCGAGCAGGGCGGCUCCUUCAAGCAAGCCACAGCCAGCAGCAAACGCUGACAAGAGCAAAGCUCCAAGCAAAGCAGCAGGCAGCAAGAAACCUGCGAAGGCCGGCACUGGCACCAAGCAAGGGAGCAUCAUGUCAUUCUUCAAGAAGGCAUAAAGACUGCAGGGCUGCACACACUUGUCAGAUGGGCUUGCUCAGCAGAUUGUCGUGUUUCCGCUGCACACUGGCAUUCAGCCGCUACUAAACUGGCCCCCCGGCCAGGCGACUGAAGUGGCUCCUCUACCUGAAUCUCGUCAUGUGCACGCUGGGAGCAGGCGCCCGUUAGUUUAGUCGUAUCAUUUUGUUGUAGCAAGAGUAGUGUUGAUUGAAUCAAGCCGAGAGGACGUUUGGGAGCUCAGAGAUUGUCUUUCUGUAGAUGUACAUAUAAUUGUACCGACGCGACUCACGUUUGCACUUUGCACGGUGUUGUGUACUUGUUGUCUGGAAGUGGGAGGAAGAAGCACUUUUGGGGUA
Molecule: messenger RNA, 2132 nt
Organism: Setaria italica (foxtail millet)
Lineage: Eukaryota; Viridiplantae; Streptophyta; Magnoliopsida; Poales; Poaceae
Product: protein IWS1 homolog A
Exons: 8
Coding region: 222-1775 (517 amino acids)
Biological process (GO): DNA replication; DNA strand elongation involved in DNA replication; DNA synthesis involved in UV-damage excision repair
Cellular component (GO): delta DNA polymerase complex; nucleus
Molecular function (GO): DNA-directed DNA polymerase activity
Source: RefSeq, a predicted model, not a curated record